ACGAUGCCCGGCACACGCCCCUAAUAUUCUUUUGACAGCUGCUCCGGGAAGGACGCUGAGGAAGUGAAUCUAUGAAGUAAAUUAGUUAUUAUUAUUUUUUAAGAUAAACUGUAUUAUUUCGUUAGAAUGGCGCACGUAAGGCUGUGAAGAUUACAGCGACGUUGAGGAAAAACAUCAUUUUGCAUUGGGUUCCUGAAUCCGACAACGUUCAGCCCAAGACCCGGGAACUGGUUGGCAUCCAUCAUCUUUUAGGGAUCAAGGAACGAGGACGGAGGAGGCUGCUAGAGUACGGAUACACACGGAUACACGGGUGCUUCCUAGAUGGAAACUUUAAUCCCCAUCAUUAACCGGCUGCAGGAGGUCUUCCUCACCGUCGGAGCUGAGAUCAUUCAGCUCCCUCAGAUCGUCGUAGUUGGCUCACAGAGCAGCGGGAAGAGUUCUGUGCUGGAAAGUCUGGUUGGACGAGAUUUUUUACCCCGUGGGUCAGGAAUAGUCACACGGCGCCCUCUAGUGUUGCAGCUGGUGAACGUCCUGCCGCUAGAGGAGCGGCGCAAACAGGAGAACGAAAACGGGACCAAAGCAAACUCUCAGAACUUCCCAGGAAUCAAAGCUGAGGAAUGGGGAACCUUCCUUCACUGCAAACACCAGGUUUUUACAGAUUUCAACGACAUUCGGACUGAAAUCGAGGAGGAGACUGACCGAACAACUAACAACAAGGGUAUCAGCUCAGACCCCAUCCAUCUGAAGAUAUUCUCCCCGAACGUUCUGAACCUCACCUUGGUCGACUUGCCUGGAAUCACCAAGGUGCCAGUAGGUGACCAGCCAGAAGAUAUUGAGACUCAGGUUCAGGAGAUGAUCCUGUCCUUCAUCUCCAACCCGAACUCUCUGAUUCUGUGUGUCUCUCCGGCUAACUCGGACCUGGCCACUUCGGACGCGUUAAAACUGGCCCGAGAGGUCGACCCUGAUGGUCGAAGGACUCUGCUGGUCGUGAGUAAGCUCGAUCUGAUGGACGCUGGGACGGACGCACUGGAGGUUCUGCUUGGCCGUAUCAUCCCCGUCAAGCUCGGCAUCAUCGGGGUGGUCAACAGGAGCCAGCACGACUUGAACACUCAGAAGAGCGUAGCAGAUGCGUGGCGUGACGAGCAGGCGUUCCUGCAGCGCCACUAUCCGUCUUUAGCGUCUCGCUGCGGCUCGCGCUACCUGGCACGCACGCUGAGCCGUCUGCUCAUGCACCACAUCCGCGACUGCCUGCCCGAGCUGAAGGCACGUGUGACGGCGCUGAGCGCCCAGUUCCAGGCGCGGCUGAGCAGCUACGGCCAGCCCGUGGAAGACCAAAGCGCCACCCUGCUGCAGAUCGUCACCAAGUUCGCCACGGACUACUGCAACACCAUCGAGGGCACGGCUCGACACAUCCAGACCUCUGAGCUAUGUGGCGGCGCUCGGAUCUGUUAUAUAUUCCACGAGACGUUCGGCCGUACCCUGCAGUCCAUCGACCCGCUGGGAGGGCUCACCGAGCUGGACAUUCUCACGGCCAUCCGAAAUGCCACGGGUCCGCGGCCAGCGCUGUUUGUUCCCGAGGUGAGCUUCGAGCUGCUGGUGAAGAAGCAGAUCAAGAGACUGGAGGAGCCGAGUCUGCGUUGCGUGGAGCUCGUUCAUGAGGAGCUGCAGAGGAUUAUCCAGCACUGCUCGUCCCACAGUACACAGGAACUGUUGCGCUUUCCCAAACUGCAUGACUCAAUACUGGAGGUGGUGACCAGUUUGCUCCGAAAACGUCUUCCAAUAACCAAUGAAAUGGUCCAUAAUCUUGUGGCAAUAGAACUUGCGUACAUCAAUACUAAGCAUCCAGACUUCACAGAUGCUGCACAAGUGUCUGCUUCUGUCAACAGCCAACAGACUGAGUCACUGGAUGGAGGAAAGCGCUGGAAGAAUGAUAAGAUGCCGUCUGAAGAAAAGGGCUCGGUGCCUGGAUUUGGAAGCCCUAGCAAGACUGUCAACCUCCUGGAUACGGCAGUGCCGGUCUCUCGAAAGCUGAGCACACGUGAGCAGAGGGACUGCGAGGUCAUCCAGCGCCUCAUCAAGUGCUACUUCCUCAUCGUACGCAAGAACAUCCAGGACAGUGUCCCUAAAGCAGUGAUGCACUUCCUGGUGAACUUUGUGAAGGAGCGUCUGCAGAGUGAGCUUGUGGGUCAGCUGUACAAGCAGCCUCUGUUGCAAGAGCUGCUCAUUGAGUCUCAGGAAACGGCACAGCAGCGCACUGAGGUCACCCACAUGCUGGAGGCGCUCCAGAAAGCUAACAACAUCAUCUCCGAGAUCCGAGAGACACACCUGUGGUAGCCAAAGCGACACGUCGACGAGUGUGUGUGUUUACAUGUUCGUGUGUGUGUGCGCGCGCGUAUGUUUCACUACCAUGUCACGUAGAUAUUUAAACGAUUCCUAGAGCACAUGCAUCAAACGUACGUAUAACUACUCAAUCUUUCAGGUACUGUGUGUGUGUGUGUGUGUGUGUGUGUGUGUGUG
Molecule: messenger RNA, 2517 nt
Organism: Hemibagrus wyckioides
Lineage: Eukaryota; Metazoa; Chordata; Actinopteri; Siluriformes; Bagridae
Product: dynamin-1-like protein
Exons: 19
Coding region: 322-2334 (670 amino acids)
Biological process (GO): mitochondrial fission
Cellular component (GO): microtubule; mitochondrion; cytoplasm
Molecular function (GO): GTP binding; GTPase activity; microtubule binding
Source: RefSeq, a predicted model, not a curated record